Molecule: messenger RNA, 1429 nt
Organism: Volvox carteri f. nagariensis
Lineage: Eukaryota; Viridiplantae; Chlorophyta; Chlorophyceae; Chlamydomonadales; Volvocaceae
Exons: 2
Coding region: 11-1105 (364 amino acids)
Molecular function (GO): site-specific DNA-methyltransferase (adenine-specific) activity; DNA binding
Source: RefSeq, a predicted model, not a curated record
GUCAGCAGAGAUGGCACGUCUCUUAAGGGCAGAGCAGCUUGUCCAGGGUUGUGGUUCACAGUUUCGACAGAUGGCCAACUCGUUGCUGGAUAUUCAAGAGAGGCGCCUGUAUAGUUGCCUGGGAUUCGGGUCGUUCGUGCAGUAUGUGUCUGAAUCGGGUAGAAUUGAUAUUGCACCGAGAUAUGCACAGGCUUUGGUAGCGGCUGCUCGUUUUUUGCGGUUGCUUUCUGCCACAGACGUUGUGCCUAACAGUGGGCGCCAGGUCCGUCCACUUACAGCUCUGCCACCUUGCGAUGCGCUAGGGGCAUGGCGCCUUGCUGUGGCACGCUCUGUAGCCGAGUCACGACUCCUGGGUGGGCGGCUCGUUGAGCAAUGUGCAUUGGAGGUCACAGGCAGGAGCCGUUUGCUGCGGGGUACUGGCAGCGACAACAGCAGCGGCGACAUGGAUGUCAGCGAUAGCGAGUCUGGUGAGGGAGUCCAUAUGGUUCGAAGUGGAGGGGGUGGGAAUGUGCGCCUGUUUCUCUCCAGUGAGAGUCCGGAGUGGUUCACCCCACUGAGUAUCAUAGAGCUGGUGCACGAGGUGUUCACUCCUGGCGGGAUCAACCUGGACUCAUGCUCGUCCGCGGCUGCUAACACACGUGUUGGGGCGACAGCGUAUUAUGAUAUGGAAUCCGAUGGUCUGUUGGAGUGCAACGCGUGGAUGGGCAAUGUGUUUGUCAACCCGCCUUUUGGGGUGCACGGUGGUGCAAGCUAUCAGAGCCUGUUUUUCCAGAGAUGCGCAACGGAGUACAUGGCUGGUCGCAUUCACCAAGCAGUACUGCUGCUGAAAGCCGCUGUGGGUUAUGCGUGGUUUGAUGCCAUACUGCAGUGGCCUGUCUGUUUUCUGCGCCAACGUUUGGCGUUUGUGCGUAGGCAAUCUGGGAGUCAACAGCAGGAGGGAGGACCCCUGACAUGGGGAGUGCGGGUAGCCAAUCCACAUGGAAGUGUCGUGGUUUACAUGGGCCCAGACGUGCAACGUUUUGUGUCAGUGUUUGGUUGCAUGGGCGGAAUACCCGGGGCGACUUCAUGGGCCACGCCCCGCCCAACGGAGAGCUCGAUGGAUUAAGGCAUAGAUUGCAUAUGGCGAACAUAUUCUUCUUGGCAGACAUCUGCAUUUUCAUUUGUUUUCAAUGUAGCUCGUGGUACUGAGUUUAGCGGUGUAUCAGAGAUUUGUCAUUGUUUCCACCCGAACCUAUUCAUGCAUAGGAGUGUUGUGGGAUAAACUGGACGAACGGCCGAUGAAGUGUGGUGGGAAAACAGUGGGACCUCGGCGGCUGACUUGACUGGGUAAUGCAGUCGUGGCCCUGAGUGCUUGCCUCCGGUAGUAGUAGUAGUAUGUCGUAGGAUCGAAACUAAUACGCACAUGAGGCAUGUGUGAGGGGUCCCCUUG